AUGAACCAGCUGGACUUCAUUAUCUAUGGAAGUGAUAUUUCAUCAGUCUUUAUCAGACACUGUUUCUAUGGUCCUAAAUACCAGUUUUCCACACCAUAUUUUCAGAUCUGGCAUUACUUUCUCGGUGGACUCUCAUCAGUCUGGUUCAAAAGUUCCUGUCCAGUUCACAUCAGUCAUCUGGACCACCUGGUGCUCACGGUUCAGGACCUGAACAAAACCACACAUUUUUACUCCAAGGUUUUGGGGAUGGAGGUCAUCACUUUUAAGGGCGACCGCAAAGUGCUGAGUUUCGGAGAGCAAAAGCUCAACCUGCAUCAGGCUGGGAAAGAGUUUGAGCCCAAAGCCAAAACCCCAACACCAGGAUCUGCUGACCUGUGCCUGAUUACUAAAACCCCUCUGACAACCGUCGCUGCCCACCUCAAGGCAUGUGGAGUGACGAUAGAGGAGGGUCCCGUUGACAGGACGGGUGCUGUGGGUCCCAUCCGCUCCCUCUAUUUCCGUGACCCUGAUGACAACUUGAUUGAAGUCUCCAAUUACCAGCAGUAGACAGCAGGGGGCACUGUAUCAUUGCCUUAAGAUGAAUAUAAACAUGUACUCAGAUGCCUUCCCAAAAGAUGUUUUAAAUGUAAUAAAAAAUAAAUAAAUA
This is a messenger RNA of Sinocyclocheilus anshuiensis, 646 nucleotides long. Its product is annotated as glyoxalase domain-containing protein 5-like. Bases 1 to 546 code for a protein of 181 amino acids. NCBI's taxonomy places the organism in Eukaryota, Metazoa, Chordata, Actinopteri, Cypriniformes, Cyprinidae. The record is from RefSeq and is a predicted model, not a curated record. The transcript has 4 exons.